This is a messenger RNA of Balaenoptera musculus (blue whale), 3710 nucleotides long. RefSeq names its product zinc finger protein 160-like. The record is from RefSeq and is a predicted model, not a curated record. The transcript has 4 exons. Lineage: Eukaryota; Metazoa; Chordata; Mammalia; Artiodactyla; Balaenopteridae. Gene Ontology annotation, biological process: regulation of DNA-templated transcription. The coding region runs from base 70 to 2148 and encodes 692 amino acids.
GCACACACACUCGGAAGCGGAGAGCGUGGAGAGGAAGGCUCGGUGCCCAGCAUCGACCUCUAAAGACUCAUGUUGCCUGAGGAAGAAGCCCGGAAGAGGAGGAAGAGGAAAGAAAAGGAGUCAGAAAUGGCUCUUUCUCAGGAACGGUUGGCCUUCGAGGAUGUGGCCAUAGAAUUCUCUCAGGAGGAGUGGGAAUGCCUGGACCCUGCUCAGAGGGCCUUGUACAGGGACGUGAUGCUGGAGACCUACAGGAACCUGCUGUCCCUGGAUAUCUCUCCCACACAUGUUAUCAAGAAAUUACAACCAAAGGAGAACACUAAUUCAACAGAUACAUUCCAGACAGUGAUUUUGGGAAGACACGAAAGCCAUGAAGUCAAAGGUUUUUACUUCAGGGAAAUCCGAGAAAACAUGCAUCACUUUGAGUGUCAGUGGAGAGAUGAUGAGAGAAAUUACAAAGGAGUGCCUGUAACCCAUAGUGGAAAUCUCACUGACAGAAAAGAUCCACAUGGUGGAAGGGAUGCAGGAAACAAGCCUAUUGAAAAUAAGCUUGCAUUAAGCUUUCAGGAUGAACUGUGGAUAUUUCACACUGAAAGGAAAAUUUAUGAAUGUAAUCAAGUUGAGAAGUUCAUCAACAAUAGUUCCUCAAUUUCAGCUCUCCAAAGAAUUACUCCUAGUGUCGGAACCAACACUUCUAAUAUGUAUGGGAAUGAUUUUGUCCAUCCUUCAAUACUGACACAAGACCAUAAAGCACACAGGGAAAAACCUUACAAACGUAAUGAGUGUGGCAGAGCCUUUAGUAUGUGCUCAAGCCUCACGAACCAUCAAGUAAUCCAUACUGGAGAGAAACCUUACCAAUGUAAUGAAUGUGACAAGGCUUUUUUCCAUAGUUCCAAACUUGUAAAACAUCAAAGAAUUCAUAGUGGAGAGAAACCACACAAAUGUAAUGAAUGUGGUAAAGCUUUUAUCCAAAGUUCAAGCCUGGCUGACCAUCAGAAAAGUCAUGCUGGAGAGAAACCAUACAAGUGUGAUGAAUGUGGCAAAGCCUUUAUUGUGCAUUCAAGCCUAAUCAACCAUCAGGUAGUCCACACUGGAGGGAAACCUUACCCAUGUAAUGAAUGUGGGAAGGCUUUCCUCAAACGUUCAAACCUUAGGCUUCAUGAGAGAAUUCAUACUGGAGAGAAGCCAUACAGGUGUAUUGAAUGUGGCAAGGCCUUUAGGCAAUGGUCUGACAUCAGGAUUCACCAAAGAAUUCAUGCUGGAGAGAAGCCUUUCAAAUGUAAUGAGUGCGGCAAAGCCUUUACUCAGGGCUCACACCUCACUAGACAUCAGGUAAUCCAUACAGGAGAGAAACCAUAUAAAUGCGAUGUAUGUGACAAGGUCUUCAGUCAGAAUUCACACCUUGCAAGUCAUCGGAGAAUUCAUACUGGGGAAAAACCAUACAAAUGUAAUGAGUGUGGGAAAGCCUUUAUUGUUCGUUCAAGCCUAACUUACCAUGAGGUAAUUCAUACUGGAGAGAAAUCUUACAAAUGUAAUGAAUGUGGCAAGGCUUUUAUCAAGAGUUCACAUCUUAGGCAUCAUGAGAGGAUUCAUACUGGAGAGAAGCCAUACAGGUGUAUUGAAUGUGGCAAGACUUUUCAGCAAUGGUCUGACAUCACUACUCACCAAAGAACUCAUGCUGGAGAGAAGCCUUUCAAAUGUAGUGAGUGCGGCAAAGCUCUUACUCAGGGUUCACACCUCACUACACAUCAGAUAAUCCAUACUGGAGAGAAAUCAUAUAAAUGCAAUGUAUGUGGUAAGCUCUUCAGUCAAAAUUCACACCUAGCAAGUCAUCGGAGAAUUCAUACUGGAGAGAAACCAUACAAAUGUAAUGAGUGUGGCAAAGUCUUCAGUCAAAACUCACACCUUGUAAAUCACCAGAGAAUUCAUACUGGAGAGAGACCUUACAGAUGUAAUGAGUGUGGCAAAUCCUUUAGUGUGCCUUCAAGCCUCAGUAAACACCAGGUGAUCCAUACUGGGGAGAGACCUUACAAAUGUAAUGAAUGUGGCAAGGCUUUUAGCAGGCGUUCACACCUUAGGCUUCAUGAGAAGAUUCAUACUGGAGAGAAAUCAUACAAAUGUAUUGAGUGUGGCAAAGCCUUUAGACAGUGAUCCUACCUCAGGAUUCACCAAAGAAUUCAUUCUGGAGAGAAACCUUACAAAUGCUGUGAUUGUGGCAAAGCUUUUACUCGGGGCUCACACCUCUCCAGUCAUCAGAAAAUCCAUACUGGACAGAACCUUACAGAUGUACUGAGUGUUGCAAGGCUUUUAGGUAUUGCCUUAAACUCAGGGUUCACCAAAUAGUCCAUACUUAACAAAUGCAAUGAAUGUGGCAAAUUUUCAACUUACUGCACACUUUUCACCAAGUAACAGGAUCUGUAUUCUGGAGUGAAACCAUACAAGUGUAGUGUGUGUGAUAAGGAUAUUUUAUCCAAAUAUCAAACGUUGGGGAACAUAUUGGAUGGACAUCUUUAAAAUGCAAUACACAUGGCAAAGGCUUUCACUUGAGUUAAGUAUUAGGCAACAGCAGAGUCCCAAAGAUCAAAACUAUGGAGCAUCAGAGGAUUUAUGUUGGAGAGCAACCUUACAGAUGUAAUGAAUGUUGUAAGGCUUCUUCAGAUGUGCAUGCCUUUGGCAUAAUGAGAGAAUUUAUGCAGGACAGAAAAUAUACAGAUAUACUUAACAUGGAAAUACCUUUAAGAAACAGUGUGUCCUUAGGAUUCACCAAACAAUUCAUAUUGGGGAGAAUCUUUAUAAAAAGUAGUUGGUAAAUUUCUUCACCACUUCUCACAACAGACCGCACUUCAAGGAACCAUACUAGGAAUACCUAAGUCUUCAGUUUUCUGAGAUUAGCCUGAGAUAAUUGUACAGUGCAGAAUAAUUAAAAAUCAAAAUCUGUUAAAACUCAACGACAUGAUGCUUAUCACAGGAGCAAAGACUCAUGCGGAAAUGGCCCAUUCAGUGUAUAAAAUAUUUAAAUAUUUGAGUUUUCUUGAAAGAGUACAUUGCUAUUCAUGACUUUCAACCUGAAGGUUGAAGUCUGUUGAACUUAUGCCUUCAUUACAGUCGUUUCAUGAUGGUCUCUGGGAAGAAAUCAAUAAGGUGAAGGGGCUGACUUUAUUAGGUGUGGUUCAUUGACAUCCAUGUUCCCUGGAAAAAUAAGAACAGAAAAUUAUCAAAUUCAGUAGUGUGUGAAUUAGCAUUAGGGAGGGGCAGAGAAUACUGUAAAACUGUGACAUGACUCAUCGUGCUUAUUAUGUUCAGGGUGCCCUUCUGUGGAUAGGCCAGUGUGGGUUAUAGGAAAGAAUGUUCUAUCAACUGACCAUGAACAGAGCAGAUUGGACAUUAAAGGACUUGGGCUUUUCAUGGGAGGAGAGUUACAGGUUAUUAGGUACUGAUUAUGUGGUAGAAAUAAUGCAGAUGAAAUGGUGGUCAUUUUCUCCAUUGACUGGCAAUAGUUGUUGUGUAUCAGUGAUUAAUGAAAAAUUAGCCUUGUUCUUGGAAAUUGAAGAGAGAGCAGUUAUCUUGAAAGGAAAAUGUAAUCAAAAGGACCAGAAAAGUAUGUGCAUGUGUAUGAUUCAUAUUUAGCUGCUGCCAUUACAUUUUGCUACUGUUUUAUUCAGAAUGUAUCGUAAGUCUCGUGCUUUAAUAAAAUUUUUAUCGUUUUUUUCCAU